CGCGAGGAAUGUGCAGAUCAAGAGGAAGUCUUCGUUGCAAAAAAGAACAGUUCAACAGUUCCAUGGCUUCAAGAAGCUGUGAAAAAGAAGUGCCAACAAGCCACAAUCAUUAAGCAACGGAACAAAACUGAUACUUUUCAAACGAGGGUGGACUUGGAUUGCGCCAGCAGGGACGUGACUCAAGCUUCCCACCAAUGUGUGAGCGCGCUUAGCGGCGCUGGGAUGUCUCAAAGUUGAGAUCGUGUUUUUGUUCAUGGGGCAGUUUGUUGGCUUGAACCAGCAAGAGCUGGAUGAGGAACGUGCCAAACAGCUAGCCACCUUUGAACAUUCGGAGUCUGUCCGGAAGAACUUCGAGAAGAAGACUCAGAUCCCCCACAUCCACCUGCGGCUUUGUUCAAUCGGCUACUUGGAGCUUUGCGGGCCAGAUCCUGGAGGGAACCUGGAAAGAUUCGUGAAGUCAAGAUGGCUUGCCGAAGAUGCAGAAUUUGUUUCGCGAAAUGUCGUAGCAAGUGGCUCUUGCUGUUGGAGGAACAACCAGGAGACAAACUUGCCACGUGAGCCCAUGGACUACGUGUGUGACAAGCAUUUUGUCUUUGAGUUUCCCAAGACAGGAAUUCAAGGCAGUGGUGCCUGUGGUGCCUUCAUGGCCAAGUUCACUCUGGAGUUGAUCGACUUGAUGAAUGACUGCUCGUGUGAGCUGAUCUCCUGCAGUAUGGAGAACCUGGACACCUUCAGGGAGGCACAGAUCACGUUUCGAUCACCUCACCAGCAGGGCAUGUUGGGUCCUUGCAUGAUGGUGGCCAUGAAACAAUUGGGGUCUAUUGAGCUGCUGGGGUCCAACACUGAAGGAAUCCUGGAUGAGUUGACUCGAUACCUGCAGGAUUUGGGUUGCGAAGCUGUGGGCAACGUGGCUAAUUCUGAGCACGAGCGAGAGCUUCGAGCAUCCUUCGCACGGCCAUGUAUCUCCAAUUCCAACUCUGGAGACAAUAACAUGGGGCGAAGAGCAGCUGGGAUCGUCAACUUUAUGGCAAGAUGUGGAUGGUCCUUAGCAGCGCAUAGCGAGUUGGACAUGACUGGGGGCUUUGGACAAGGGCGAGAACGCAAUCUGAUCUUUCGCAAAGAUUCCCUCGGCUUCCAGGAGCAUUUCAUCGUGGAGCUCCAAAAUUCUGGUCGAAUCUACUUAAACGGUGAUGCAGCUGGUGUGGAGUUGGCGGGUAUGUUCUUUGGCUGCCAUGGCUUUCAGUCCUGCUAUCCAGAAAAGCUGUGUGAUGCCCAGUACGUCGCCCCAGCAGGCUACUUCAUUGAUGACAUGGGCACCAACCUCAGCAAAUCCUCCGUGGAGCUUGUUGACUGGUUGAGUGGAAAAGGUUGGACUUUACGCUGCGGUGGUAGCAUGCACCAUCAUCAGAGAGAUGGCUCCAUCAGGCAGGAACAUCAUUUGGUGUUUGCUCGGGUGCAGCAAAAACACACGACACCUUGGUCAGCUCUGGCUGUGGAAUUCCGAGUGAUUCCUCAGUCCUUGACUAGCUAUUCUUGCGUUGUGGAAGUUUCUGGCGAGCAGACCUGUCAAAUCUAUGACAAGUUGCUUCUUUUCUUCACGCAAGACAUGCUCUGUGAAGAGGUGGGCCAGGUGGCGCAAGCUCCCCAAGCGCAAGCUCAUUGUGAUCACCUAUUGUCCUGCAACGCCCUGCAGGUCCGCGGCCUGGGCUUGCAAGCAGAGUCCAACUUUGGCAGGUUCAGCACGAUGCUUUGUGACUUCAUGGCAGACCACCUACAUGAAUGGACGCUGGUGAGCAAUGUCGGUCAGAGUUAUUCCACAACUUGGAAGGACGCCACGGACACUCCGGGCAUCAGACUCUUGGCACGGCAGCAGCUUUUCAUUUUCCUUUCAAGCUCACCAGCACCACUUCAGCAGAACAUGAGUGGUGCACGCCGGUGAUUGGCCCAAGAUAUCCUCUAUGACGUGAGUUCAAUGAGCCGGAGUGAUGAGGGCAGCCUUGCAUGAUAUUCGGCUGGCUUGUGACUCAGAUAGUCCCUACCUUCUUGAAGUCGGGGACCUCUAGGAAA
Messenger RNA from Durusdinium trenchii, 2067 nucleotides. The record is from the annotation of a GenBank genome assembly. Lineage: Eukaryota; Dinophyceae; Suessiales; Symbiodiniaceae.